AUGAUGCACCCUUACCCCCUGUCCUACCUCCUCCUCCUGCCGCUGGGAGUCUGCUUUCCUCUAGCAGACAGAGAAGAGUCUGGAGACACCCUGGGUGGCAUCAGAGCCAAGACGAGCUGGGCUCACCUGGCCCAGUGGCACCGACCUAACUUUCGGUGGGGCUCCUCUUGGCAGCCAAGAGCUCCCCAGCCGCUGGCCCUGCUUGUCGUAGCUAAGGAGCUGCAAACGUCCGGCAAAGAACGUGCGGGCUUCAGGUUCCGGUUCGGCAGGCAAGAUGAUGGCGACGAGGCCACCAGGUUCCUCCCAGCAGAUGGCGAGAAGACCAGUGGGCCACUGGGAAGCCUGGCUGAGGAGCUCACUGGCUACAGUAGGAAGAAAGGUGGCUUCAGCUUCCGCUUCGGCCGGCGGUGAAGGGACCGUGGCAUGCUGGAAAGGGUGCCUCCUCGGACCCUCACCCAUCUGAUCUCACUCCAGUGUUCUCAAGGUUCAAAGACCAAAACAUUGAGAAGACUUCAGUAUUAUUAUCACAAGUCAUCAGCAGUAGAUUUGGUUAGGCGGGUGCUUACUUUUGAUUUCCAACUUUGCUGAAGCAAAAAGACAAAAAGCAGAUGGCAUCACAAAGGUGACUAAAAGGAAGCGCUGUCCUGUUUAAGAUAAAAUGCCACCUUUGUUCCAGUUCGCCCGUGAAGUCUGUUGUCUUGCCUCUGCCUCCUCCCUCCCCUAGUGGUCUGAUUCUGAGA
This is a messenger RNA of Loxodonta africana (African savanna elephant), 740 nucleotides long. RefSeq names its product pyroglutamylated RFamide peptide (gene QRFP). The record is from RefSeq and is a predicted model, not a curated record. Gene Ontology annotation, biological process: neuropeptide signaling pathway; behavior. Lineage: Eukaryota; Metazoa; Chordata; Mammalia; Proboscidea; Elephantidae. The coding region runs from base 1 to 411 and encodes 136 amino acids. Gene Ontology annotation, molecular function: orexigenic neuropeptide QRFP receptor binding; neuropeptide hormone activity. The transcript has a single exon.